This is a messenger RNA of Corythoichthys intestinalis (scribbled pipefish), 3703 nucleotides long. Its product is annotated as matrix metalloproteinase-16-like. The record is from RefSeq and is a predicted model, not a curated record. Lineage: Eukaryota; Metazoa; Chordata; Actinopteri; Syngnathiformes; Syngnathidae. The transcript has 10 exons. Gene Ontology annotation, molecular function: metalloendopeptidase activity; zinc ion binding. Gene Ontology annotation, cellular component: extracellular matrix; plasma membrane. Gene Ontology annotation, biological process: extracellular matrix organization; proteolysis; skeletal system development. Bases 348 to 2132 code for a protein of 594 amino acids.
CAAUUGAAAACGAGCAGCUAUGCCGCGCGAGGCAGAAAAGAGUCUGGAGGCUUGGAACGACAGCCGAGACACCGGAGGACUAACCCGGGGACGGCGGCACCGGGAGGCGGCUGUUAGUCGUUGAGAGCGUUUCGCCCCCCCACUCGGUAACCUCCUCCCGAGAACGCACGCAGUGCGGGCUUGUUGACCGACCUCGGUCCUUCUCCCCCACCUUCCUUUCCCCUAUACAUCAACAAUGUUGCUGCUAUAGCCGUCUGAGGAUUUAUGUCUCCAGCCUCCCGGUUGUUUGUAUCGACUGCGAGUCAAACUUGAACCGAGACAAUAAGAGACAAGCAGCGGUGCUCACUAUGAUUUUAUUGGGGACGAUAUGCCUUCAGUUUUUGCUGUGGAUUUUAUGUGCCGUGAACGGGGAAGAGCAGCCCUUCAGCGUGGAGACAUGGCUCCAAAGGUAUGGCUACCUCCCUCCUGCAGACCCCAGAAUGUCAGUGCUACGUUCUGCCCGAGUCAUGCAGUCUGCUAUAGCUGCCAUGCAGCGCCGCUACGGCCUCAAUGUUACAGGAACUCUUGACAGCAACACUAUCGAAUGGAUGAAGAAGCCCAGAUGUGGUGUUCCUGACCAGAUAGCAGGCGUAUCAAAAUUCACCGUCAGGAAACGGCGGUACGCCCUCACAGGACAAAAGUGGCAACACAAAUAUAUCACAUACAGCAUAAAGAACGUGACACCCAAAGUCGGUGCCGAGGAAACGCAUGAUGCCAUCCGGCGAGCCUUUGAUGUUUGGCAAAAUGUGACGCCGCUGCGCUUUGAAGCUGUGCCGUACAGUGAACUGGAGCGGACCAAGAAAGAUGUGGACAUCACAAUCAUUUUUGCCUCAGGUUUCCAUGGUGACAGUUCCCCAUUUGACGGUGAGGGUGGCUUCCUGGCCCAUGCCUACUUCCCAGGGCCAGGAAUUGGAGGAGACACACAUUUUGACUCGGAUGAGCCAUGGACACUGGGCAACCCCAACCAUGACGGGAAUGAUUUGUUCCUGGUAGCAGUUCACGAGCUUGGCCACGCACUCGGGCUGGAACACUCCAACGACCCCACGGCAAUCAUGGCUCCUUUCUACCAGUACAUGGACACUGAGAACUUCAAACUGCCUAUGGACGAUCUGCUGGGAAUCCAGAAAAUUUAUGGGCCUCCUGACAAGCUCCCACAGCCCACCAAGCCUUUGCCAACGGUGCCCCCUGCUCGUUCUCACCCCCCAUCUGAUCCACGCAAACCAGACAGGCAGACCAGACCUCCAAGGCUGCCUACCGGUGACAGACCAUCUCACCCAAAUUCUAAACCUAACAUCUGUGAUGGAAGUUUCAACACCUUGGCAAUACUACGGAGAGAGAUGUUUGUCUUUAAGGACCACUGGUUUUGGCGAGUAAGAGAUAACGCUGUCAUGCCUGGAUACCCCAUGCUCAUCAGUCUUUUCUGGAGGGGUCUGCCACCUAAAAUCGAUGCAGUCUAUGAGAAUAGUGAGGGCAAAUUUGUUUUCUUCAAAGGGAAGCAAUUCUGGGUGUUUAAAGACACGGUGUUGCAGGCGGGAUAUCCAAGAGAAAUCACUCAGUAUGGCCACGGCAUGCCAGCUCAGAGCAUCGAGACAGCCGUGUGGUGGGAAGAUGUGGCCAAGACUUACUUCUUUAAAGGAGAUAGGUACUGGCGUUACAAUGAAGAAAUGAGAACCAUGGACCCUGGUUAUCCCAAACCCAUCACGGUGUGGAGAGGUGUGCCUGAAUCGCCACAGGGGGCCUUUGUCGAUAAAGCCAAUGGUUUCACAUACUUCUACAAGGGGAAGGAGUACUGGAAGUUCAACAACCAAUUCCUAAGAGUGGAGCCUGGCUAUCCACGUUCCAUCCUCAAGGACUUCAUGGGUUGCGACUUGAUGCCAAUGGACCCGGGGCGCCCGCCCACCGGCGACGGCAACACAGACGUGGUCAUCGAGCUGGACAAUGAGGCAAACACGGUGAAGGCGGUUGCCAUCGUCAUCCCGUGCGUGCUGGCGCUGUGCCUGCUAGUGCUGGUCUAUACUGUGGUACAGUUCAAGAGGAAGGGUACGCCGCGCCACAUACUUUACUGCAAACGCUCCAUGCAGGAAUGGGUGUGAUACAUAAAGAGGAGAGAACAGAAGCAGAUGGCGGCUGUCCAUCCCUUUGUAGGAUGGCGUGGACGUUUGAAACCGCAGCCUCUUUCGUUGGCCGAUCUCACCUAAGAGUGGCCACUAACACACAAGGCAUGACCUCGGGAUAAGAGUGAAGUUGAAUCUGCCUUUUUCCACUAACAAGAGGAGCAGAGGGACACUUUGUCGGGAAUGUUUUCCUUAAAAUGACCUUGAAACAGUUAGGAAAAAAAAGUUGAGGUCUGUUUCCUUUUUUUUGUUUGUUUGUUUUUAUCUCUUGCCGGACUGCUCUUAAUCACAAUCAGGGGGAGGACUUUUAGCUGGACACGCUCUUCCCACAGGCAAGUCAUCGUCAUCUGUCAUAUCAGGUGUUAGGACAAAACAAAAUCGGAUUUCUGUGCCCAACCCACACCAAAAGAUAAUCACUCUUCUUGUUUUGUUUUGUUUUUUGUUUGUUUUACUUUUUCAAUUUCUUUAAGGAGGUCGUCACUGUUCCCUUUAAAAUGUUCCUGAGGAAGAGACCAAACUAAACCAAAUAAAAUCUCUCCAAAGAGAAUCACUUAUUUUGAGUUUUCAAAUGUCAUUUGAUUCCUCCUCUGGAUCCACGCGGUGAUUUCAGCGCGGGAGCUCCGACUGUUGUGGCAGUCUGUUUGAGACACAGGGGCCAAAUUAUUCUGCAAUAUUUUAACUCGCCUUAAUUAUGCUUAAUAUUUCUUGUGCUGGGUUUUACUGUACUGUUGUGUUUCGUUCGGUUGUUUUUCUAUACUGCUCUUACGUUGGUUUUAUUUGUAUGAGAAGCAGCUUUAAAUGCUUCUUGUGAUUUGGUAUUUCUGGAUUUUAAUACGUGACCUAGAAUGCUCAGCACUGGCUUGCUGAGCUCUUCUGGACAAUAAAGUCCACUUGUAUUCAGAGUAAUGUUAUUAUAUGUAGGAGGUUCCUGGAGUAAAGCCACUAUUUUGUGUUUUAUAUUUGUUGACGGUAAAGGUUCAUCAUUUUCCUGUGGCAGAUUUCUGGCGACUUGAACAUUUUAAGAUUUGUUGUUUGUUUUGUCAUUCUGUCCAGUAGUCCCAUUUUUUCGAUAGUGUUUUUUCUGAAUGGAUUUUUUUUCCUCUCAAAAAAAAUCUGUCAACUGCCUUUUUUUGCAAGAUCUUACACAUCCCAGAAUGACGUCAUCGUUCAGAGGACCUCAAAAAUCAAGCUCAGUGCCUGUGUCAGCAUGCAUGCAAGCUUUUACAACCACACAUCUGCUCAACGUGGCUUUGUUCUCCUUUAAAAGCUAGGAGGCCUUUUUUGUUGUUGUUUUAUUUAUCUUUUUUUUAAGUAUACCACCAUACAGGUACAGGUGAAUCAAAGACCCACAUCCAAUUGGGUCGAAUAGGUACAUCGGGCAAUCGAUACAGUUGGUCAGCAUUUUAAUGUCUUCUCUGAAUGUCUGUUUUCAUGAUUGCAUUGUCUUACUUUCUUUUCAGGUAAAAGCAAUUGAAACAUCUCACAUUUUUUUGUUUAAAACUUUGGGACAAUAGAGACAAAUGUUCUGACAGAAUGAAUAAAUUGAUCAA